CUGUAUUAUACGGUAUCGGUAAUUGCAACAAAAUAACAUUAUUGACACACGUCAAAACUUUGUUGUUGGUCGCUGAAAAGACAAUCCGGUUUGGUAUAUCGAAUCUGAAACGCUGAAAUCUUCUCCAAUGCUUUGUACAUUUGUAGAACUGCGCGCGGUGUUAGACUGAGUGGAUUUGCAUUAUCCGAGCAUGGCCACCGACAACAUAAUUCAUUUCUGGAGGAAAAACGCAAAGGUUCCAGGAAGGUAUGUUUCAGUUCUCCCUCUCGUUAAUGAUGAAGAAUCUCUCGUGAUUCUUAAGAUUAUAAAUGUGUAUUCUGAUAAUGAGUUAACUCUGUAUUUUAUUGGGCAUAAUAGCGUUGAUUUUGCGUAAUUACAGUGUCAUUAAAAUGUUUAUAAAACAUAUGCAUAACCUUGUUUGAUAGAUAGCUAGUUUAUGAAGCCUUUAUGCGCAGGUUAGCGUUUUUUGUCAUGAAUCUUGUUCUGGAGGCAGCUGUGCACACUGGUCACUAGCUGGCACAGCCACAAAGUCAUAAAAUCGGAUUUGAAACCUAACCGUAGCCACACUAAUACUUAACCCUAAACUUAAAUUGUUUGUUUUCAUGAAUUUUUACAGUAUAGCCAAUUUUGACUUUGCAGCUGGCCUAAGGGGAAAUCGCUCAGUUCUGCCACCAGGACAAGACUCAUGACAAUAAACGUACACCUUGUCUUUAGGCAAUACGGAAGUGGUGGUCUUUGUUGCACAUUGGAGCUCAUUAUGAGGUAAUCUUCAUGCCUUUGUCUUGGCUACCGCUAUGUCCAUACAACAUGUCAGGUGGUCUGUAAUGGGUGAAUGUUGACAUGUUGAAUACGCAGGAAAGACUGAGAAAAGACUUCAGAAACGUCCCCAAUACAGUAUUACCAAAUAGAUUGGCAUAUGGCGUUUCUUUAUGGCUGGGAAAAUUUACACAAAUUGACACAAUGUGUCAUAUCUCUGGAGGCAGGAGCCAAGGUAAUGUGAGUGGUCUAUAGGGAUUGGGUGUUGUCUUCCGUAAGACUAAUCUUUUCAAUGUAUGGUGGGUGGGUGGUAGCCACAAUGCAAACACUAGGGCCUAGAACAGGAAGUAACACUGUUCCUAAUCCUGACAGAACAAGUUAUGUAAUGAGCUCUGAUGAGAUACCAACCAGACAUGAUAGGGUAUUACCAUUGUACAUAUUAAUACAGUGUACUAAAAGGUUACUAGAUCGUGUCAAGAUCCUAUACUAUCCUCCUAAGACCCAGCUGAUGAGCAACUUUACUACAACAUGAGCUAUUACUGUGUUAAAGAGGCAAUCUGCAGUUUAUUAUUAUUUUUUACUUAUACUGUAUAGCAUUACAUUGUAUUGCCUCAUGGUUAAAAUUAUAAUGUUGAUAUCAUGGAUGGUCAGUCCUUGCAUCCAUAGCGCUGUCUAUGAAUUUAAGAGUGGUUACAUUUCUCCAGCCCCAUCCCUCAGCUUUAUACCGAAACAGUUGCGGGGAAAGGCUUUGUUCUUGUUUCAACUGCUGAUUUCCCCUUUAAAGACCCAGUAACUUGACUAAUUUAGUCACCUACAACGUAGUCCAGAUAACAUUAGGCUAUUUCCUCUCCACCGAGCUUGGUUCACGUCAGAACACAAAGGGAGACAGACACACAGGGGGGCCUUUGGACUGUGUUGCAGGUCACAGCUCUUGUAGCGUCAUCAGAUCGGUGGUGAGUGCUCAACACGCGUGCCUCCGCUGAACAGGAUACUCUCCAUGGGGUGGCAGUAAGGCUGUCGUCUCACUCGCCCUGGCAAGCGGUUCACAGAAUGUGUUUAAAGCUAUACGCCUACUUAACUAACAACCGUUUUCCAAAACCAAAACCAAAUAUCUUAGGGGUGAGAUAGGAAUGAAAUGAAGUCCUCUGUCUGCCCAUAAUGGUUGCUCUGGAGAGUCUAUGCUUUAUGAACCUGUAGAAUCCACUGUAAUGGCCAACAUUGUCAAUGAAACAUGAAAAGAGACCUCAAUGAGCCCACAUGCUCCCAGUGACGCACCAGGUAGGCUACUGCUCUUUGUCUUCUACAGUAUACAGCCAGUUUAUGGAGCGCAGCAUCCUCCACUCGACCCCAGAAUACACCGCACGUAAGUGCUCCGCAUAGCCAAUCUGCAUGCAGCCCACAGGGAUUAUUUUUCACCCUACAUUCAACAUUGAUUUUUGUAUGCUUACUUUAGAUCGUAGAUGUUCGUGUCUUGUCUAUAUUGCCAAGCCCUUGAACAUGUGUGGUAUUGUUGGUUUGAUUGUUCCACGUCUUUCUUCUUUCACUAUUAUUUUAUUGGACUUUGGGCCAGCUGUUCCUUUUUAUAUUGUAUGUUGCCAAUGUAUCAUCUUGUCUUUACCAUGAGAGUGCUGUAGCUAGUCAAUGGUAUCUUCUUUGUAUCAGUGACACGUAGAUUACAUUUUUCCCCCCCAUUUUCUCUCUGCAGGUUUCCUAAAGACACUCCUAAGGGAAACAAUCUCAAGUCUAAAAAGGCGUCUAGUUUCCACGAAUUUGCCCGUAGCACCAACGAUGCCUGGGACAUUGAUGAGGAGGAGGAUGAGGACUUCUUAGCUCCCAUUCACCCUUCAUCUCUCCCGCCCACCCUGCACUCCCCGCACCAGGUGCCUCCUCUUCCUUCACAACAACCCAGUGACACCACCAGGGAGCCAGACACGGGGCCAGGGCCUGCAGACCAGCUGGCUCCCCCAACAGCAGAGGUCUGUCUUCAGCAGGAGGAGAACACAGACUGUGGACAGAUCAAUGGCAGAGUGGUGGUGAAGUCCAGCAGUGAGGCCCUGCUCAAUACCAAUACAGGUAAUGUGGACACUGGACACUAACGACAGGGGUGGGGUGGAUUUUAGGGAACAUGUCUUUGCAUUUAGUGUUAAUAUCCCAUGUGGAUGUAUUAAAGAUAUUGCUCAUUAUCAACUCAAAACUGCCUGAUAUUGUUGAUAAUCUGCUCUCUGCGAUUUGUUCCAUGAUCCUUCACUCUGGGUCAGUUUCCUCCACAGUGCGCUCCACCCUGCAGAAGCAACAGUCUCUCCCAGUUCGUCCUAUCAUCCCGUUAGUCGCUAGAAUCUCUGACCAAAACUCCUCGGGGGCCCCAAUCAUGACAGUGCGAGACAAGAGCCGAUUGGACAAAUUCAAAUACCUUCUGUCCUGUCCUAACACCGACCUCGGUGAGAAUAAACACCACCUUUAUAGAUUGAAAUAGCUAAUACAAGAAGGCCAAUGUUGUGUUUACAAUGUAUGUAUUGUCAUUCUAUCUCCUGGGCCUUGUGAUUCACAGAGGCGCUCCGGAAGCAUAGCUGGUCAGGCAUUCCACGAGAAGUGAGGCCCAUCACAUGGAGGCUCCUCUCUGUAAGUACCAUGAUGACCUUUGACUAGGCUGGAGAUCACACACAAAGAGUAUGACGAUAGACACUGAGUGUACAAAACAUUAAGAACACCCCCCCCCCUCCACCCACCUUUUGCCCUCAGAACAGCCUCAAUUUGUCAGGGCAUGGACUCUACAAGGUGUCGAAAGCAUUCCACAGCGAUGCUGGCCCAUGUUGACUCCAAUGCUUCACACAGUUGUGUCAAGUUGGCUGGAUGUCCUUUGGGUGGUGGACCAUUUUUGAUACACACGGGAAACUGUUGAGCGUAAAAAACCCAGCAGCGUUGCAGUUCUUGACACAAACCGGUGCGCCUGGCACCUACUACCAUACCCAAAGGCAGUUCACUUUUCUCUUGCCCAUUCACCCUCUGAAUGGCACACAUACACAAUCCAUGUCUCAAUUGUCUCAAGGCUUAAAAAUCAUUAUUUAACCUGUCUCCUCCCCUUCAUCUACACUGAUUGAAGUGGAUUUAAAACAUAAUUAAUGGAUCAUAGCUUUCACCUGGUCAGUCUAUGCCAUGGAAAGAGAGUUCUUAAUGUUUCGUACACUCACUGUAUUUAUAUAUGACAACUGCAACACACGUUGGUGAUAUGAUCAACAUAAUCUUGACUGUAGGGUUGACCCUUGACCCUUGGCAUAUAUCACUCUUCUACCCUGCUGUUCCGCUACAGUAUCCUCUUUUCUUUACAUUGUCGUCCUCUCUGUCAUGGCAGGGUUACCUCCCAGCCAACAUGGAGCGCAGAGAUCUGGUGCUGAUGAGGAAGAGAGAUGAGUACUUUGGCUUCAUUGAACAGUAUUACCACUCCAGGACAGACGAGACUUACAAAGACACAUAUAGACAGGUAAUACAUGAGUCACCAACGCAAUAAAUCCUAACAACCAAUGCUACCCACUCUGGAGAGUCAGUGUUUUAAGUAGACCUGCCUACUGUAGUGAAUCAGUGUUUAAGUAGCCCUGCCUACUGUAGUGAAUCAGUGUUUAAGUAGCCCUGCAUACUGUAGUGAGUCAGUGUUUAAGUAGCACAUGUCUAUUGUAGUGAGUCAGUGAUUAAGUAGCCCUGCCUACAGUAGUGAGUCAGUGUUUAAGUAGCACAUGUCUAUUGUAGUGAGUCAGUGAUUAAGUAGCCCUGCCUACAGUAGUGAGUCAGUGUUUAAGUAGCACAUGUCUAUUGUAGUGAGUCAGUGAUUAAGUAGCCCUGUCUACUGUAGUGAGUCAGUGUUUUAAGUAGCCCUGCCUACUGUAGUGAGUCAGUGAUUAAGUAGCCCUGUCUAUUGUAGUGAGUCAGUGUUUAAGUAGCACAUGUCUAUUGUAGUGAGUCAGUGUUUAAGUAGCACAUGUCUAUUGUAGUGAGUCAGUGAUUAAGUAGCCCUGUCUACUGUAGUGAGUCAGUGUUUUAAGUAGCCCUGCCUACUGUAGUGAGUCAGUGUUUAAGUAGCACAUGUCUAUUGUAGUGAGUCAGUGAUUAAGUAGCCCUGUCUACUGUAGUGAGUCAGUGUUUUAAGUAGCCCUGCCUACUGUAGUGAGUCAGUGUUUAAGUAGCCCUGCCUACUGUAGUGAGUCAGUGUUUUAAGUAGCCCUGCCUACUGUAGUGAGUCAGUGUUUAAGUAGCACAUGUCUAUUGUAGUGAGUCAGUGAUUAAGUAGCCCUGUCUACUGUAGUGAGUCAGUGUUUUAAGUAGCCCUGCCUACUGUAGUGAGUCAGUGUUUAAGUAGCCCUGCCUACUGUAGUGAGUCAGUGUUUUAAGUAGCCCUGCCUACUGUAGUGAGUCGGUGAUUAAGUAGCCCUGCCUACUGUAGUGAGUCAGUGAUUAAGUAGCCCUGCCUACUGUAGUGAGUCGGUGAUUAAGUAGCCCUGCCUACUGUAGUGAGUCAGUGAUUAAGUAGCUUAUGCUUUGUUUCCACAGAUCCACAUUGACAUUCCGAGGACAAACCCGCUAAUUCCACUUUUCCAGCAGCCCACGGUGCAAGAGGUGAGCUUCUCUCUCAGCUCUUCAUACUAGUUGCCUGGCUUGGAUGGACAGUCGCCAAUUCCACUUUUUGAUAUUCUGGAGAGGAGUUUUGUUAACAUGUAAUAUACAUGGCAUAUCACUUUGGAUUGAAUUCUGUUCUGUCUGUGCCUUCAUGUGUUCAUUAGGUGUUUGAACGGAUCCUCUUCAUCUGGGCUAUCCGCCAUCCAGCCAGUGGCUAUGUCCAGGGAAUCAACGACUUGGUCACUCCAUUCUUUGUGGUCUUCCUCUCCGAAUUUGUGGGUAGGUUGGCUGGAGGAUAAUGUGUGGGUAGGUUGGCUGGAGGAUAAUGUUUGGGUAGGUUGGAUGGAGGAUAAUGUGUGGGUAGGUUGGCUGGAGGAUAAUGUGUGGGUAGGUUGGCUGGAGGAUAAUGUUUGGGUAGGUUGGAUGGAGGAUAAUGUGUGGGUAGGUUGGCUGGAGGAUAAUGUGUGGGUAGGUUGGCUGGAGGAUAAUGUUUGGGUAGGUUGGCUGGAGGAUAAUGUGUGUGUGUGUCAGAGGAGGCUGGCGGGAGGAGCUACAGAUGUAGGAGCUUAAUUUGAGCCAGUUUGCUACAGCAGGAAAAUAAUUCUGCAGCAACAGGAAAUGGGAAUUAUUAUGUGGAUUAUAAUUAAUGGGCUUUUUUUGUAGGGGUUGAAACAUUUUUUGUUAGGGCAAAUUAGGUCUGACAUUUUAAAGUGGAAAUUACAAACUUUAGAAGCCAUUUUAAACCUCGAAUACACUACAAGUUUGCAUUUCCUCCUGUGCAGUAAACAAUUCUCAGCAACAAAAGUGAUCAAAUUAAGAUCCUACACCUGUAGAGGAGGACGGGCUCAUUGUAAUGGCUGGAAUGGAAUGGUAUCAAACACAUCAAACCCAUGGAAACCACGUUUGACUUUGUUUCAUUUAUUCCAUUCCAGCCAUUACACUGAGCCUGUCCUCCUAUAGCUCCUCCAACCAGCCUCCUCUGGUGUGUGUGUCAUAGAUUUCUGUCCAACCAGAUGAGGCUAAAUAAAAAAAAAUAAAGGAAAAUGUCCAAUAAUCUUGUCUUAUAUUACAUGCAGAAGGAUUAAUAUACACUACCGUUCAAAAGUUUGGGGUCACUUAGAAAUGUCCUUGUUUUCCAUGAAAACAUACAUGAAAUGAGUUUGAAUAGGAAAUAUAGCAAAAUGCAUAGAAAAUGUAGUCAUUGACAAGGUUAGAAAUAAUGAUUUUUAUAUUAAUUAUGUCCUUCAAACUUCGUCAAAGAAUCCUCCAUUUGCAGCAAUUACAGUCUUGCAGACCUUUGGCAUUCUAGUUGUCAAUUUGUUGAGGUAAUCUGAAGAGAUUUCACCCCAUGCUUCCUGAAGCACCUCCCACAAGUUGGAUUGGCUUGAUGGGCAUUUCUUACGUACCAUACGGUCAAGCUGCUCCCACAACAGCUCAAUAGGGUUGAGAUCCGGUGACUGUGCUGGCCACUCCAUUAUAGACAGAAUACCAGCUGACUGCUUCUUCCCUAAAUAGUUAUUGCAUAGUUUGGAGCUGUGCUUUGGGUCAUUGUCCUGUUGUAGGAGCGCCGUUCAUAAGGGUAUGGCAUGGCAUUGCAAAAUGGAGUGAUAGCCUUCCUUCUUCAAGAUCCCUUUUACCCUGUACAAAUCUCCCACUUUACCACUACCAAAGCACCCCCAGACCAUCACAUUGCCUCCACCAUGCUUGAUAGAUGGCAUCAAGCACUCCUCCAGCAUCUUUUCAUUUGGUCUGCGUCUCACAAAUGUUCUUCUUUGUGAUCCGAACACCUCAAACUUCGAUUCAUCUGUCCAUAACACUUUUUUCCAAUCUUCCUCUGUCCAGUGUCUGUUAUUUUGGCCAUCUUAAUCUUUUAUUUUUAUUGGCCAGUCUGAGAUAUGGCUUUUUCUUUGCAACUCUGCCUAGGUCAGCAUCUCGGGAGUCGCCUCUUCACUGUUGAUGUUGAGACUGGUGUUUUGCGGGUACUAUUUAAUGAAGCUGCCAGUUGAGGACCUGUGAGGCGUUUCUCAAACUAGACACUCUAAUGUAUUUGUCCUUUUGCUCAGUUGUGCACUGGGGCCUCCCACUCCUCUUUCUAUUCUGGUUAGAGCCAGUUUGCACUGUUUUGUGAAGGGAGUAGUACACAGCGUUGUACGAGAUCUUCAGUUUCUUGGCAAUUUCUCGCAUGGAAUAACCUUCAUUUCUCAGAACAAGAAUAGACUGACGAGUUUCAGAAGAAAGUUAUUUGUUUCUGGCCAUUUUGAGCCUGUAAUCGAACCCACAAUUGCUGAUGCUCCAGAUACUCAACUAGUCUCAAGAAGGCCAGUUUUAUUGCUUCUUUAAUCAGUACAACAGUUUUCAGCUGUGCUAACAUAAUUGCAAAAGGGUUUUCUAAUGAUCAAUUAGCCUUUUAAAAUGAUAAACUUGGAUUAGCAAACACAACGUGCCAUUGGAACACAGGACUGAUGGUUGCUGAUAAUGGGCCUCUGUACGCCCAUGUAGAUAUUACAUUAAAAAUCAGCCGUUUCCAGCUACAAUAGCCAUUUACAACAUUAACAAUGUCUACACUGUAUUUCUGAUCAAUUUUAUGUUCUUUUAAAUGUGCUUUUCUUUCGAAAACAAGGACAUUUCUAAGUGACCCCUAACUUUUGAACGGUAGUGUACAUGCAUUCAUUUUUCCUGUCUGGUUAUUUGUCAGCAUUACAAACCGGCAAGUCUGCUUCCCUUAGUGCAAAUGUCAAACAAAAAAAUGUCAUGUUUUAUCAAACCACCCACGGGCCGAAUUUAAUCAGGUUUGCGUAAUACUUUAUUUAUUUAAUUAUUUUCUCCUGGGAAAACGAUCUCAAUCGACAUUGAAAUGACUGAAACCAAAUGGAAACUGUGUAGAAAUAAUGGACCUACAUGUACAGUCUCUUCACUCUGUCCAGCUUGCUAACAGUGAUCGAAACGAAAGCUAGGCAGUCAGGGAGCAUCGAAAAUGGCAAAAGCGAUGCACAUUUUGACGAUGAGGAAAAAUAAUCAACUUGUAAGUGCGGCCCUCAGGACCUCGGUGAAGACCGAAUACGGCCCGCAGGGAAAAUGAGUGACACCCCUGCCUUAGUGAACUGGAAGGAGGGUUGUGUUUCGCUGACUGCGCACUGAUCGUUUGGGUUUACAUCCACAGAGGAGGAUGUGGAGAAUUUUGACGUAGCGUCCCUGCCUCUUGACACCCAGAGGAACAUUGAGGCAGACAGCUUCUGGUGCAUGACCAAGCUGCUGGAUGGAAUACAGGUUGGUAUUGUUAUUCAGUUAUUUUCUCCAUCUGCUCCUAUGGUCUUCAUUCUGUCACUGUUGUCUCCAGCAGCCCCCCCUACAAUCACAAAUCAAAUCCUCCUCAUGAUGUGUCGUUAAUAUUAUUGUGGUUGCAUCUUUGCAGGACAACUACACCUUUGCUCAGCCAGGGAUUCAGAACAAAGUGAAAGCUUUGGAAGAAUUGGUCAGCAGAAUCGAUGGUGAGAUAUGAUCUCCUCAUGUUGUUACAGUAUCCGAGGUAAGACCUUACCUCAAGACACCCUUUUAAUUAAUAUGAAAAUAGAUAUCCAUUAUUUCAGACGGCCUCAGUGUCAGUUUUCAUCUCUCUUGUCUUUUCUCUACUCACUGUGUGGCUGCGUCCUUUUUGUCUCAGAGGACAUACACAACUACUUUAAGAGGUAUGAGGUGGAGUACCUGCAGUUUGCUUUCCGCUGGAUGAACAACCUGCUGAUGAGAGAACUGCCUCUGCGCUGCACCAUCCGCCUCUGGGACACCUAUCAGGUCACACACAAACACAUAGAUAUUUGCAUUAAAACCUUUGUGUUUUCGAUCUGAAUGUUUGUGUGAUUUUAGAGAUGAUGUAUGUGUUCUUCACGUGCUCACCUGUCAUGUAUCCCUGCAGGCUGAGCAAGAGGGCUUCUCCCACUUCCACCUGUACGUCUGUGCUGCUUUCCUGAUCGAGUGGCGCAAAGAGAUCCUCUCCAUGGUCGAUUUUCAGGUACAAUUAAUUAUAUCCUUUCUUUGAUUUGUUUGAGUGAACAGUACUCGAGUACUCUGUAUUUGGAAAUGUGCUACUUUCUUUGUAUGACCUGACCCCUCCAGUGAAAAGCUCUCAUUAAAAACAAAUCUGCAUAUUUCAGUGUUCAUGACACUGCAGAUUGUGACUGAGGCCCACGAGGGAUUAUUCACACACUUCCACCCAUCCAGUUCCAAAAUGGUGUUCAUGUCAUAAAAUCUGCCUUUCCAGGGUCUUCUCAUGUUACUCCAAAACCUUCCCACAAUCCACUGGGGGAACGAGGAAGUGGGCCUUCUCCUGGCUGAAGCAUACAGACUCAAGUACAUGUUUGCUGAUGCGCCCAAUCACUACAAGAGAUAGGCCUCUAUGCAACGGUGUAAAACUGAUUCUGAUAUACUGUUAGGAGGAAUGUAGGGGUUUAUUUCCCUCUCUGAUAUGACUGACAGACAUAUAGCUUGCACACAGGUACAGAAUAAUUCACUCAAAAUGGGAACCCUGAACCCUAUUUCUAGAAUAUUUUUAUUGUUAAGACUUUGUAUUGCCAAGUUUCAUUCCACUGAGACUACAGCGUAUUAUCUCAGAGCCACUGGCUUCGACAUCUUAAUAGUAGUCUGUUACAAUUCAUCGAGUAGGGUCUGGACAUAAAACACAGCUAACCCUUUAACCUAACUCCUAAACUUAACCAUAACCUUAUGUGAGUUCUGGUAUUGGAACUAUAUAC
Molecule: messenger RNA, 10106 nt
Organism: Coregonus sp. 'balchen'
Lineage: Eukaryota; Metazoa; Chordata; Actinopteri; Salmoniformes; Salmonidae
Source: the annotation of a GenBank genome assembly